AUGUUAGAAGACAAAUAUAUUGGCCUUGCUCUGGCCGUCACCUCUACUUUGGCAAUAGGAACAAGUUUUGUGAUCACGAAAAAGGGUCUUAUCGAUGCGGAAGAAAGACAUGGGUUUGAGGGAGAUGGAUUUUCAUAUCUCAAAAGUCCCAUAUGGUGGGCUGGUAUCCUAGCAUUGGUCGCUGGAGAGAUAGCCAAUUUUGCAGCAUACGCUUUCGCCCCUGCGAUUCUAGUAACACCUCUGGGCGCAUUGAGUGUUUUGAUCGGCGCUGUAUUAGGGUCAUACUUUUUGAGGGAAGAGCUGGGAACUUUGGGAAAACUUGGAUGUGCAACAUGUCUGAUCGGUUCAGUCAUUAUUGUUCUUCACGCACCACCAGACAAGGAAAUUCAAACCAUUGACGAGAUUCUACACUAUGCGAUCCAACCUGGGUUUUUGAUCUUCUGCUUCGUCGUGGCCCUAUUUGCGGUCGUCAUGAUAUACCGAGUUGCGCCAAAGUAUGGGAAGAAAAAUCCUCUCGUUUACCUAUCUAUCUGCUCGACGGUUGGCGGAGUUUCGGUUAUGUCCGUCAAGGCGUUUGGAAUCGCUGUGAAAUUGACCUUGGCCGGCAACAAUCAGUUUACACAUCCUUCCACCUAUGUCUUCAUUAUCCUCUGCACUGUGUGUAUCAUGACGCAGAUGAACUAUUUUAACAAGGCUCUGAGCCAAUUUCCCACCUCAAUCGUCAACCCUCUCUAUUACGUUACCUUCACAACCGCAACUCUGACCGCCUCCUUCAUCCUCUACGGAGGCUUCAACACCGCGGACACAGUCAAUACGAUAUCUUUGCUCUGCGGUUUUCUGGUCAUCUUUACCGGGGUCUACCUUCUGAACAUCUCUCGUGGUGAUCCGAAUGGGCAACAAAUGAUAUCAGGGACAACACAUGAUGGAAUCGCCACCGACAUCAUAUCUGGAAUUCAAACGAGAAGGAGCAUGCAAUUGAGAAGGAGCCAGGACCCGCACAGAUUAAGCAGUGGAAGUGCCUAUGGUAGGAGAUCAGGGGACAGGGAGGGUCUGAUCCACGCAUAUGACGAGGAAGGAGGCCUAGGUCUCGACGACCUCACAGAGAGUGACGACGAGGGCCUCUUUCCUCCGCCCGUGAAUGGCAAGAUGAAUGGUAGUGCUAAUGGGAGUGCCAAGAGGAGCUUCAGCGAGCCCAUAGAGACGCCCAGGAAAUCAUCCUCCAGGUGA
Molecule: messenger RNA, 1227 nt
Organism: Drepanopeziza brunnea f. sp. 'multigermtubi' MB_m1
Lineage: Eukaryota; Fungi; Ascomycota; Leotiomycetes; Helotiales; Drepanopezizaceae
Biological process (GO): magnesium ion transport
Cellular component (GO): membrane
Molecular function (GO): magnesium ion transmembrane transporter activity
Source: RefSeq, a predicted model, not a curated record